UGGUCAGCUUAACCCAAAGGCAGCCAAUAGGAGCACUGAAUACUGAAUAGAGGAUUCGGGGGCUAUUGACAUGAAUGGGGUCCUGUGAAGUGCAUUGAAAGUGAAAAACAGAGUUUGGAAACGCCGUUCAAUAUAGUAUGGAGGUCAAAGAACCAGAUGAUACUUGCAGUAUAUUCCCGGCCGCUCUACCGUCUGGUAGCGAAAUCAAGGCUCGUGUACAGCAUUUCAUAGAAGACCAGAUACAGAGCUCAAUGUGGACUGGUGUGCUGAUCGGAGCUGGUGUUGCAGUUUCACUCAUCAGUAUUCUUGUACUUUUUAUGCAAAAAAGAUACAAGGCAGGAGAAGAGCAAGCCGAGGGUCCUAAAUAUCGUUUCAGGAAAAGGGACAAAGUAAUGUUUUAUGGGAGGAAGAUUAUGAGGAAGGUACAGACCCUCUCCUCACCAGCGACCUCAGGUCCAGUAUCUCAAAAGCGAAUCAGAAAAAGAACGAAAGUUCUGUCGAUAGCUCGCAAAAUCCUGCGUAUUCGGAGGGAACCACCAACCCUGGAGCCGAAAGAGCCUCCUCCGUCACUUCUGGAAGCCGAUCUAACUGUAUUUGACAUGCAAAACUCUCACCUGCCCUCUGAGGUCCUGUAUAUGCUGAAAAACGUGAGAGUCCUGGGUCAUUUUGAGAAGCCUCUGUUCCUGGAGCUGUGUCGACAUAUGGUGUUUGUGCAGCUCCAGCAGGGGGAGGGAUUAUUUCGACCAGGAGAUCUUGAUGACAGCAUCUUUGUGGUGCAGGAUGGCCAUCUCGAACUGUGUAUCCAUGAGAGUGAUGGAACAGUGGUGGUGGUGAAGCAUGUUUUGCCUGGAGACAGCGUUCACAGUCUUCUCAGCAUCCUCGAUGUUAUCACUGGUUAUCCAGCUCCAUAUAAAACGGUUUCAGCCAGGGCUGCAGCCCCUAGCACUGUGCUCCGCCUUCCAGCAAAGGCUUUCCAGUCCGUCUUUGACAACUACCCAGAGACCCUAGUCCGGGUUGUUCAGAUCAUCAUGGUACGUCUUCAGAGAGUGACCUUUCUAGCCCUUCACAACUAUCUGGGCUUGACCACAGAGCUCUUCAACCCGGAAAGUCAAGCGGUUCCUCUGGUGUCAGUGGCUGGCGUUUUAGGAGAGGCCAGUACUGGGAAAGGACUGCGGAGGCAUUCUCAGACAAAUGAGGAGUUGGGUGACAAAGUCCCUGAGAGGUCCUCAGAAGACGAUAGCAUAAAGUUAAAUCCAACAGAGAGCCCGGCCACUUUAUUCAAGAAGUCUCGUUCUCUAUCAAGCCCUUCAGUUGUGUCUCCUGGUCAAAAUGUAACCUUUGACAAAGCAAAUGUUACAAAAGAAUUUGUUCCUACAAGUCCAGUUAUUCAAAAGUCUAUUCGCAAGAAGUCAGUGACAAUGCAGCAUGCUCCUUCAGCAGUGUUUCAUUACUCCGACACCGGAGGUCACUCUAGCCACAUUCACCACUGCAAGGUUAAUGCCAUUUUUCAAGCUGCCAAGAAGGAUCUGCUCAAGAUUAUUCAGCUUCAGGACCCCAGUCUUCUGGAAGAUCGAGUUACUCUGAGGCAAGUUAAAGCUGGAUCUGUAGUAGCAAGUGAAGGAGACCAGGACGUGAGCGUGCAGUUCGUGAUCUCUGGAGCUCUGCACGUGUAUCAAAAAUUGAUUGACCGAGAGGAAGAGACGUGUUUGUUUGUGGCACACCCUGGAGAGAUGGUGGGUCACCUGGCCGUUCUCACAGGGGAGCCUCUCAUCUUCUCUGUGCGUGCACACCGCGACUGUUGCUUCCUGUCUAUAACCAAAGCACACUUUUAUGAGAUAAUGCGUGCCGAACCUCGUAUGGUGUUAAAUGUGGCUCACACGGUGGUACGGAGGGUCUCGUCUUUUGUUCGACAGAUUGACUUUGCCCUGGACUGGAUGGCAGUGGAGGCUGGCCGUGCUGUCUACAGACAAGAUGAUAAGUCAGACAGCACUUUUAUUGUUUUGAGUGGCCGCCUGCGUUCUGUCAUUAAGAAGGAAGAUGGGAAAAAAGAGCUUGCUGGAGAGUACGGUCGGGGGGAUCUUAUUGGUGUGGUGGAAGCAUUGACUCAUUUGAACAGAGCUACUACAGUCCAUGCUGUCCGAGACUCUGAACUGGCUAAACUGCCUGAGGGAGCUCUCAAAUCCAUUAAAAGGAAAUACCCGCAGGUUGUGACUCGUCUCAUCCGUCUUCUCGGGCAGAAAAUCCUGGGAAAUAUGCAGCAAGUAAACGGCCCACUUGCAGUUCGCAAUCUUGGUUUAAACACCCCAACCAGCAAAUUGGAUGCAGUCAAUCCGGCUGCCAACCUGUCUACUGUUGCCAUUCUACCCGUGUCUGAGGAGGUGCCCUUGAUGGCCUUCACCCUGGAGCUUCAGCAUGCUCUCAGUGCUAUUGGCCCCACUUUGCUUCUAACCAGUGACAUUAUCAGGCAGCGCCUGGGGGUUGCAGCUCUGGACAGUGUUCAUGAGUACCGUUUAUCCAGCUGGCUCGGCCACCAAGAAGACAUCCACCGAAUUGUCUUGUAUCAGUCAGAUGGUUCUUUGACACCUUGGACUCAACGUUGCAUCAGACAGGCAGACUGUAUCAUCAUUGUGGGUCUGGGGGAACAGGAACCCACCGUGGGAGAGUUGGAGCGUAUGCUGGAGAGCAGUGCAGUAAGAGCUCAGAAACAGCUGGUACUGCUGCACCGCGAGGAUGGACCUCCACCCAGAGGAACGGCUGAAUGGCUCAAUAUGCGCAGCUGGAUCUCCAGACAUCUGCACCUGUCGUGCCCCCACAGGGUUUUCUCAAAGAGAAAUUUACCCAAACUGAGAGAGAUGUAUCAACGGGUCUUUGAAAAGCCUCCUGACCGGCAUUCCGACUUUUCCCGUUUGGCUCGGAUCUUGACAGGCAACGCGAUCGCUCUUGUGCUGGGAGGGGGAGGGGCCAGGGGCUGUGCUCAGGUGGGCAUCAUUCGAGCAAUGAGUGAAGCAGGGAUCCCUGUGGAUCUGAUUGGUGGCGCCUCCAUUGGUUCCCUCAUAGGGGCACUGUAUGCUGAAGAGCGAAGCGUCAGUCGUAUGACAGUCAGGGCACGCCAGUGGGCCAUGGAAUUUGGGUCAAUUUUUAAGAGGAUCAUCGACUUGACCUAUCCGGUGACAUCCAUGUUUUCAGGAGCAUCAUUUAACUCCAGCAUCAGUGGUCUCUUUAAGGAUAAACAGAUAGAGGACCUUUGGAUCCCAUACUUCAACAUUACCACAGACAUCACUGCCUCCUCCAUGAGAGUGCACACUGACGGCUCUCUGUGGCGUUAUGUGCGUGCCAGCAUGUCUCUUUCUGGGUAUCUUCCCCCUCUAUGCGACCCUAAAGAUGGACACUUACUCAUGGAUGGAGGCUACAUCAAUAACCUACCUGCUGAGACAGCUCGCUCAAUGGGUGCCAAGUUGGUGAUUGCAGUUGAUGUCGGCAGCCAAGAUGAGACUGAUCUGACCAACUAUGGAGACUCUUUGUCUGGAUGGUGGCUGCUGUGGAAACGUUUCAACCCGCUGGCAGAGAAAGUAAAGGUGUUGAACAUGGCCGAAAUCCAGACGCGGCUAGCCUAUGUGUGUUCUGUGCGCCAGCUGGAGCUGGUUAAAGACAGCGACUAUUGCGAGUACCUGCGGCCACCCAUUGAUCGCUAUGGCACGUUGGAGUUCGGCAAAUUCGACGAGAUCGCUGAUGUUGGUUACCUGCAUGGAAAGACCGUGUUUGACGUGUGGUGCAGGAGUGGUGUAAGGGAGAAGAUGCUCAAAGACCAACAUCAAGAGGAGUUCCACAAAUCCAAAAACACCAAUGUGAUGACCUGUCCCAAUGCAUCCUUCACCGAUCUGGCUGAAAUAGUCUCGAGAAUAGAGCCUGUGAAGCAGGCUGUCGUGGAUGAUGAGUCCGAGUACCAGACAGACUAUGAUGAAGAUGCAGUGCUGUCAGACUUCGAUCUUUCCAAUCCAAACAGUGAACACAGUGAGCAUACGGAAGAGGAAGAAGAGGAGACUGCAGAUUCACCUGACACAGAGGAUGAAAUGGAGAUCAGGCGAAGGAGACAUAGAGUAUCCAACCACACAAGCCACUUUAGCACCUGACCUCCGAUAUCUUUUGUUUAAGAUGUUUUAAUAGGUCUUUAAUAUAGUAUGAGUUAUAAUAUUUUAUAAGGGGAUUUAAUCAAGAAUUAAACACUUAAGAUAUACUAUACAGUUGAUUCUGAAUUGUUUUUAGUCUCUAAAAGAAUGAUAAAUAGGUUUGAGAUUGUAGUCAAUAGAUAUUAAAUCGGUUAAGAUGGCACGUGGGAUGCAAAUGGGACCCUCAUCACUGGAUUCGGUCUCUGAUGCCAGUAACAACGGAUUUAAUUCUUUAAUAAAGUGUUUUUUCUCAUUAAAGGGAUAGUUUACCCAAAAAUGAACUAUUGGGUGAACGAUCCCUUUAAGUUUAUAAGUCAUAAUAGUAUUUCACAACGAAUUUAUUAUGCAAACUAUCAAUGCAAUUGCAACAGAACUUUUUAAUAUGUGAUAUUAAAAGGUCAUUCUUUUAAUGUUUUAAUAUUUAUUAAAAAGUGAUCCUAUUUGUUUAUAACCUCAGAACAGAAGAAUAGGCUUGGGAAAUUAACUGUAAAAGAUAUUCUUGAAUUUGCACCUAUUUAUAUAAGAUGCAUCUCAUACAUAGAUGUAUUAUGUAAUGUUGGUCUUGGGGAGGAUUACUAGUCUAUUAUUAGUCAUUACUAGUCUCUUGCACUGUUUUAUUAUUUGGCUAAUUUUAAACUAAUCGUUUUCUGAAUCCUCAAUUCCUCAGCAGCUAUUUACCUAUUUGUAAAUUCUUUGCACUGCUAUCAAAAAUGUAAAACUUAUUGUUUGUUUUGACCUUGUACUGCAUGCUAAGCUGCAUAAAAAUAGUGUUACCACUCUUUGCAUACAAUUAAAAGUGAUUAAUUGA
Messenger RNA from Misgurnus anguillicaudatus (oriental weatherfish), 4974 nucleotides. It is a transcript of the gene pnpla7b, whose product is annotated as patatin-like phospholipase domain containing 7b. Gene Ontology annotation, cellular component: endoplasmic reticulum. Gene Ontology annotation, biological process: lipid metabolic process. NCBI's taxonomy places the organism in Eukaryota, Metazoa, Chordata, Actinopteri, Cypriniformes, Cobitidae. Gene Ontology annotation, molecular function: phosphatidylcholine lysophospholipase A1 activity. The record is from RefSeq and is a predicted model, not a curated record.